Messenger RNA from Stegastes partitus (bicolor damselfish), 1545 nucleotides. RefSeq names its product prostaglandin E synthase 2-like. Gene Ontology annotation, cellular component: mitochondrion. Gene Ontology annotation, molecular function: prostaglandin-E synthase activity. The transcript is spliced from 3 exons. The record is from RefSeq and is a predicted model, not a curated record. The annotation marks the transcript as partial. Lineage: Eukaryota; Metazoa; Chordata; Actinopteri; Pomacentridae.
AGAAGCAGAGUUUAUUGUAGUUAUGAUUCUUCCAGAGAGGAGAUGAAGUGGCGUCAGUGGGCCGACGACUGGCUCGUCCACCUCAUAUCUCCCAACGUUUACCGGACCACCGGCGAGGCCUUGGCCUCCUUCGACUACAUCGUUCGUGAGGGCAAGUUUGGCACGUUCGAGGGCUUCUUCGCCAAAUACGUCGGCGCUACAGCCAUGUUUGUGAUCUCCAAGCAACUGAAGAAACGACACAACCUGCAGAACGACGUCAGGCAGGACCUCUACAAGGCCGUGAACGACUGGGUGGCCGCCAUCGGCAAGAAGAGGAAGUUCAUGGGAGGAGAUCAGCCGAACCUGGCGGACCUGGCGGUGUUCGGCGUCCUGCGGGUGAUGGAGGGUCUGCAGGCCUUCGACGACAUGCUGGCCAACACCAAAGUGAAGGCGUGGUACAGACGCAUGGAGAGGGCGACGCUGAACCACGAGGGCCGGAGCCCCACAGCCAGCCAACAGUAAGAACCUCCGGAGAACCUCCAGAGAGCCUUCAGGGAACAACUGGACCUGCUGCGUCUUGUUUUGUGGGAGUCGGAGGAGCAGCAGGAGUUUACCCGUUUGUAUGGCAGAGUAGCUGCAGACGUAGAGGAAAGAGUCGCUGUUUAAUCACUGAGCUGCUGUUUGGAGAAAAGCUGCCCUCUGCUGGUCGGCCGCGGCAACAACACGCCGACCUCUUCUGUACGUUUGACUGACACGAAAAGUAAAAGGUUUGCGUUCAUUUAGAGCAUCAGCAGAUCCAGAGAACCUACAAUGACUUCCUUUAUUCACUCAUUCACACCGAAGCUGCCGAGUCUUUAACACAACUGUUCAGCCAAUUUCUUCCACCUUUUAGAUUUAUUUUCUAUUUUGGGAGAGUUUAAAUCUCGUUUAUUUUGCCUUUUCUUGGCCAGACAACCUGCCGUGUUCCUGCGCUCACAGCAUGAACACAAAUAGAUGCAAAUUCAGUGAAAACUAAGAAAAGAAAACGCCUCUAAGCAAAGAAAACUGACAGAAGAAGGUGCAAAAUGAUGCAAAACCAGUUAAAACGAGAGCUACAACCAAGAAAACCAACAAAAAGCAGAUCUGAAACGAGCACGAAUACAGAAAAUGAACACAAAUAGUUGGAAAUUCGUUGCAAAUCGAGAUAAAACCACCUCUCAGUCACCAUAAAGAGGUUAAAACCAACUGAAAAUGAUGCAGAAGGAACACAAAGUGAUGCAAAAACCAGGUAAGACAGUUAAAGCUGCAGCUACGACUCACAAAAGGACGACUACUCAAAGCAAUUCACCACAAAAACAACCACAAAUGGACAGAAACCAACAAAAAGUAGAAGAAAAAUGACCAUGAAACAGAAAAUCUUGACUAUUCUGCCAAUUUAUUCCACAUAUUUCUGAUAUUUUUUUGUUUUGGAGGAGUUAAAAUCUGACUUGUUUUGUUUUUGUCGGCCGACAACCUGCAGCGUUUCUGUGUGAACUCAAAUAGAUGCGAAUUCAGUGUACACAGAUUUAAAAAAAAAACAAAAAAAAA